Molecule: messenger RNA, 2036 nt
Organism: Dromiciops gliroides (monito del monte)
Lineage: Eukaryota; Metazoa; Chordata; Mammalia; Microbiotheria; Microbiotheriidae
Gene: OSGEPL1
Product: O-sialoglycoprotein endopeptidase like 1
Exons: 9
Coding region: 665-1903 (412 amino acids)
Biological process (GO): tRNA threonylcarbamoyladenosine modification
Cellular component (GO): mitochondrion
Source: RefSeq, a predicted model, not a curated record
UGCCUGCUUCUCACUCGUUCGCCUUUCCCUGCCUCUACCCCCGCGUCUGCGACUCCGCCACAUUUCUCUGGUAGAAAAGGUUUGAAAGCGUCAAUAUCCCAGCCUAAAACUGAGCACCCGACUGCUCCGCGUCUUAGUUGUACUCCAAGAGCCGAAGUUAGCUGCCCACCCUCGGGGUUCCGAGGGUUGUUUGUUCACGUGACCUUCCCUCAGUCUCGGUUGCGUCAUCUCCGUGCGCAGAGGACCGACCCGAGGCGAUCCUCGUGGCGCACGCGCACGCGCCGCCGGACCUGUACUUUCAGAAAAGGGCUCUGUGGUUGAGGAAAGAGGUGCCAAAGGAGCAGCCCCCACGGCCUUUCUGGAAAGAAAGAACACCAAGGUUUCACAGGAGUACUCUAUUUCCCAGCUGGAAUCCUGGAGAGGAAAUUUAAGGAUUAUACUGCUAUUGUUCCUGCUCUCUGUGUUCUUCUGGGCUGAAGCCAUGAAGUCAUGACUCUCAACGGAUUUCUUAGUAGAAUAUGAAUUGGUCCUGGGUCUCAAGAUCUUCCCCCUCUUCUGAAACUCCAAAGUGUAGGGCAGUGGCUCUUACCUGAACAUCAACGUGUAUAGAGUAAAGCUGUAGAAUCAUUACUAAUGGCCUUAUAGGCAUAUUUAUAGAUUCAACAUGCUGACACUGAAUAAGACAUUGGGGCUUCUUUGUAGAUUGCCCAAAUGGCAAAUAUAUGGAUUUUUAAGAAGUUUUUCUUUUCUUCCUGGGAAACAGUUUCUUCAUAAACUAGUGUUAGGAAUUGAAACUAGUUGUGAUGAUACAGCAGCUGCUGUGGUGGAUGAAACUGGCAACAUCCUAGGAGAAGCAAUACACUCCCAAACUGAAGUUCACUUAAAAACAGGUGGAAUUAUUCCUUCAGUUGCACAGCAACUUCAUAGAGAAAACAUUGAACAAAUAGUGAAAGAAACUCUUUCUGCCAGUGGAGUCACCCCAGAUGAACUCUCAGCGAUUGCAACUACUGUAAAACCAGGACUUGCUUUAAGUCUGGGAGUAGGCUUGGAGUACAGCUUACAACUGGUAAACCAGUACAAGAAGCCUUUCAUUCCUAUUCAUCACAUGGAAGCACAUGCACUUACUAUUAGAAUAACCAAUAAAGUGGAUUUUCCUUUCUUAGUCCUUUUGGUCUCUGGAGGUCACUGUUUACUGGCCAUAGUUCAAGGUGUUUCAGAUUUUCUUCUACUUGGAAAAUCAUUAGAUAUAGCACCAGGUGACAUGCUUGACAAGGUAGCAAGAAGACUUUCUUUAAUAAAACACCCAGUAUAUUCCACCAUGAGUGGGGGCAAGGCUAUAGAACAUUUAGCCAAGCAAGGAAAUAGAUUCCAUUUUGAUUUUCAACAUCCUCUGCAUAAAUGUAGAAAUUGUGAUUUUUCUUUUUCUGGACUUCAGACUGCUGUAGACAAAAUAAUAACACAAAAGGAAAAAGAGGAAGGUAUUGAGAAGGGACAAAUCUUGUCCUGUGCCGCUGACAUUGCUGCUGCAGUGCAACACACAGUAGCAAGCCACAUUGCUAAACGAACACAUCGUGCUAUUCUGUUUGGCCAACAGAGAGGUUUCCUAACUCCUUCUAAUGCAGUAUUGGUUGUAUCCGGAGGUGUUGCAAGUAACUUAUAUAUUCGAAGAACUUUGGAAAUUGUAACAAAAGCAACAAAUUGUAUUUUAUUAUGUCCUCCUCCCAAACUUUGCACGGAUAAUGGGAUUAUGAUUGCAUGGAAUGGUGUUGAGAGAUUGUGUGCAGGACUGGGCAUAUUACACAACACAGAAGGUGUCCGAUAUGAACCAAAAUGUCCUCUUGGAGUUGAUAUUUCAAAACAAGUUGGAGAAGCUUCCAUAAAAGUACCAAGUUUGAAGAUUUGAUCCUUGAUUUUCUUUAAGAAGAAUUUUCUAAAGGUAUUGACUCAAUGUUAGUACCAGAUCCUGGAUUUUUAUAUGGUAUAUUCGAGAAGAUGUAAAAUUGUAAAUAUCCAUUAAAGCUUUUAUUUUCACACUU